This is a messenger RNA of Rangifer tarandus platyrhynchus (Svalbard reindeer), 561 nucleotides long. NCBI's taxonomy places the organism in Eukaryota, Metazoa, Chordata, Mammalia, Artiodactyla, Cervidae. The record is from the annotation of a GenBank genome assembly.
AUGGCGGCCGUGACCGAUGUUCAGCGGCUACAGGCCCGUGUGGAGGAGCUGGAGCGCUGGGUGUACGGACCAGGCGGGUCUCGCGGCUCGCGGAAGGUGGCUGAUGGCCUGGUCAAGGUGCAGGUGGCUUUGGGGAACAUCGCCAGCAAGAGGGAGAGGGUGAAGGUUCUGUACAAAAAGAUUGAAGACUUGAUCAAAUACCUGGAUCCUGAGUACAUUGACCGCAUUGCCUUACCUGAUGCCUCCAAGCUGCAGUUCAUCUUGGCAGAGGAGCAGUUCAUUCUCUCGCAGGUUGCACUUCUGGAGAAGGUGGACGCUCUGGUGCCCAUGCUGGACAGCACUCACAUCAAAGCCGUUCCUGAGCAUGCUGCCCGCCUGCAGCGCUUGGCCCAGAUCCACAUCCAGCAGCAGGACCAGUGUGUGGAGGUCACUGAGGAGUCCAAGGCUCUCCUGGAGGAAUACAACAAGACUACCAUGCUUCUCUCCAAGCAGUUUGUGCAGUGGGAUGAACUUCUCUGCCAGCUAGAAGCUGCCAGGCAGGUGAAGCCUGUGGAAGAGUGA